Messenger RNA from Acanthamoeba castellanii str. Neff, 267 nucleotides. RefSeq lists its product as uncharacterized. The record is from RefSeq and is a predicted model, not a curated record. NCBI's taxonomy places the organism in Eukaryota, Discosea, Longamoebia, Acanthamoebidae. The transcript is spliced from 2 exons. The coding region runs from base 1 to 267 and encodes 88 amino acids.
AUGAGCGACACCACCCAACAAGAAGAGAAGGCCUCGCGUUUCGCCGGCUGGAGAGACGAACUUAUGGGCACCAUCAAAGAGAGAAUGGGCCGUUUGAUGAAGAAGCAGGAGAUGGAGAGGGAUGGCAAGCUGAGGCGGGAGAAGGGCCAACGCGAAGUGGCGGCCGCCAAGGCCAAGAAGAGCGGAGACCACGUGGCCGACGUCACCGAAAGCGAAGGGUACAGGGGCGAGCGGGAGGUGCCCGUCCUCGACUCGCACCGCUAUUGA